CUAAAGAAUUAACAUUCACAUGAAUCUAAUACUCCGCCUGCUUUGAGUACAGCGAAAGCGUUAUGUAAAUAUCAUUGAGCCCAAACCUGCAUCCACGAAGCCGAUGGCCCUGGCAAAUGGCAAAGACAAGAUCAUCUUCGACGACACAACUCACCGCUACCUACCCAUCAGCAUUGGUGAUUGUAUGAACGACCAUGUCAUCGCAAGAUGUUUCCUCGUCGCAGAGAUCCACCGGUAGUAAACGGCGUCGUCGAUCGGCACCUCCUCCAGGACGGCUGGGAUGGCCUGGUGGCUUGACCCAAUCCAGUGGUUCUCUUUCUCAGCCCAACAACAACAGCAAUAACACCACCCACAAGAGAAAACGCUCGUCCUCACAAUCGUCUAUUCCAAAACAACAUCAUGACAACAGUAACGACGAUUCCUCGUUGUGGACGGAAAAGUACACCCCCACGUGUCGCAAAGAACUCUGUGUGGCUCCCAAGAAAAUCCAAGAAGUGUCCGAUUGGUUGGACGACAAUGACAAUAAGAAUCCAUUUCGGUUGCUCAUUUUGGUCGGACGACCGGGCAUUGGAAAAUCCACGCUAAUACGAGUCUUGGCGCAAGAAGCCAAUGUGGAAUUGUUGGAAUGGAGCGAGACUUACUCGUCGUGGUCCAACCAUGUGGAAUCCUUGUCGCCACUCCAGUCUUUUGGCAAAUUCCUCCAACAAAGUGGAGCGGGAUUUUCCUCGUUGGAUUUGCAAUUCACCAGCACCACAAGCGCAAAUAGUCGCACUACUGCUAACGACACUAGUUUGCCCCGCAAAAAAUUGAUUGUCUUGGAAGAACUUCCCAAUUUGGCCAAUGCCGAAAGUCAAGAACGUUUUCGAGAACUGUUUACGCAACACAUUCAAACCUCGCACAUCAAGACGGUCUGGAUCUAUUCCGAUGUCACCGAAGGCAAUCACAAACCACAAGAUUUGGAGCGACACGUCGAUCCUUCCAUUUUGUACUCGCAGUCCCAAAUACUGCAAAUCAAUCCGGCCACCAAAGCGCAACUCAAGAAAUCACUCGAACGAAUUGCCAAGGCCGAGCAAUUCACUCUUUCCAAGGAUACUUGCGAGAAGAUGCAUUUGCAAAGUGGAGGAGAUGUCCGAUAUGCCAUUAUGGCACUGCAAUUUGAUCGAGUGGGACAAUCAAACAAGUCUUCUUCUUCUGGAAGAGGCAAAAAGAAGAAAUCUUCCUUUUUUGAAAAGCCCCCAAAAGCCAAACAAUCCACAACCACGACGACAAUGCCACCACGAGAUACGCAGUGGACGGCAUUUCAUGCGCUGGGGAAAAUACUCUAUGCCAAACGACAAGAGCCGUCCAACAACGACAGCAUCAGCACAAAUCCUCGACAACGCCCUCCCCUCCAGUUUGACCCCGAAGGUGUCCUCGAACACUGCGAUUUAGAUCUGGGAAAUGCAUUGACGUACUUGGGAUUUCACUCGGUCGAUUUCUUUACGGAUAUAGAAGAAAUUUCCACGGCAAUGGAUUUGUAUUCCGACGCGUCCUAUCUGCUCGAACAAACCACCAAUUACAAUUAUCAACGGCGCAACCUAAACAACAACAAUACGGUUUCCUGUCCCAUUUUCCCCGAAGGAUACGUCACAUCCCUCGCGAGUCGGUCCGUGGGAUAUGCCAAUCAUCAUCCGGCACCCUCGCGAUUUCGGCAAUUGGAUGCUCCCAAGAUUUUUGAAAUUCGACGCAAACGAACCGAUAAUGAAUACCAGUUGCAUCGGUUGCAAAGGCGACUGUCUUCCAUGGCAGAUGGUGCAGAUGGUGUGUCGCACUUUGUCUUGGAUCGACUGCCCUUUCUCCGCAUGAUUGAACCACAAGCGGUAACUUCGUCUCUGGACCGACUUCAUUCGAGCAAUUCGGAACACACUGGUCGGUUCGAGGCUUUGCAACAGGAAGAGGAAGCAGCAGCCAUGGCACGCCUGCAAAAGGAGCAAGAAGAAAUCUUGCAGGCCGAUGAUAUUGAAGAGUUUGACAGCAGCGAUGAGGAGGAGAAAACUGUUGCUGUUGCUGCUGGUCAGUCGCAACAGGACAGAAAGGUGCCCGGAUCUUUACAAAACACAAGUGCCCGACCGGCCACUACACAAUCCACACAACCAGCGAAAAAACCAUCCAAGCCCGUCUUCAACCCGUACAAGAAGAAGCAACAAAACACACAAUCGCAGCAAAAGCCACCGCCGCAGGUUACCUGGAGCCGUCCGCCCAAACCAGUUACCAAACUGGUCAACCCUUAUGCAAGAAAAUCAAAAGCUAGUGGUGCUACAGUACCGAACAACCGCCCUUCUGCUCUUCCGCCUGUAGUGGCGGCGGAGCAAAAACCUCCUGCACGUGAAACGGCCAAGGUCACCGUGGAUGUUUAGCCUGUGCCGGAUGUGCAAGAUCCAGUGUCGUAGUUGCUAUCAUGCCACUACAAGCCCAACAAACAAUCACAAUACCAUCGAAGGACACAUGGGUGCAAAUAUACAUAGUGCUAUGUAGGAUAUUAAGAUGCAGGUUUGCCAUUGCGAAAGCAUUCGCAAUGAUCCAUCGUUUCAGAUGCAAAAUUGUUGCAAAA
This is a messenger RNA of Seminavis robusta, 2590 nucleotides long. The record is from the annotation of a GenBank genome assembly. Lineage: Eukaryota; Bacillariophyta; Bacillariophyceae; Naviculales; Naviculaceae.